Messenger RNA from Aspergillus novofumigatus IBT 16806, 1972 nucleotides. RefSeq names its product hydrogen/calcium exchanger domain-containing protein. NCBI's taxonomy places the organism in Eukaryota, Fungi, Ascomycota, Eurotiomycetes, Eurotiales, Aspergillaceae. Gene Ontology annotation, cellular component: fungal-type vacuole membrane. The coding region runs from base 401 to 1816 and encodes 471 amino acids. The record is from RefSeq and is a predicted model, not a curated record. The transcript is spliced from 3 exons. Gene Ontology annotation, molecular function: calcium:proton antiporter activity. Gene Ontology annotation, biological process: calcium ion transmembrane transport; intracellular calcium ion homeostasis.
CCCGGGGUCGUCAAAAAUAUUUGUUUUCGUAACAUUUCUUUAUAUAUACUACCCUCAAGUUGAUUUAGUGUGAGGGUCACUGCGAAGAACCAUUGUCUGUCAGGGACACUCCCUAGCUUGAGCGUUACCAUAAAUUACCCUUGGAACACUAAUAUCAACCUAUGUUGACAGCCAUUUACUUUGCUUGAACCGCCCAAUUCAACCUCGCCUGCUUCGUUUUUCGUAUUUUUCUCUCCUUCUUGUUUACCUGUCCUCGCUCCAUUCCAUCUCUCAUACAGAUCAAGCAAGCAAAGAAUAGCGCUCACUCUGGGGAGAAACGUUUGGUCCGCACAAAGUUAUUGAGAGAUUCCCCUUUUGAAAUUGCUUCAGAGAAAGCGAGCGUGGGCUUCCGUGCAUCAGCAUGGGCGCCAAUAGGAGCUCCUCAUUUCAGAAUGAACGGGUACAGCAAGAUGUAAAUAACGGAGACCUGAGGUCGGGGCAUUUCCAACCAGCAGGGUCAUCGCAGGAUCAGUCCAUACUUCCUACACAUAACGAGAAGAGUGCUCGCCGCCAUGGAAUAUUUCGAGUUGACACCGCUGGCGAGAGUGGCCGCAGUGGGUUUCAUCCAGUCCACUUUUUCGCGGUCUGCUUCAAAAGCACUUGUACACUUUCGAUGCUGGUGAACAUCCUUUGGCCUUUCGUCCCGGCCGCUAUUGCCAUACACUUCGCUCGGAAGGAUCUUCACAUAUGGAUUUUCGCUUUGAAUUAUGUUGCCAUGGUCCCUUCAGCAAACUUGCUCGGCUUCGCAGGCGGAGAGUUGGCAAAGAAGCUGCCCAAAGUUCUCGGAGUACUGUUGGAAACAACACUGAGUUCCGUCGUGGAGAUCGUACUCUUCAUGGUUUUGAUCCACAAUGAUAAAGGGGGAAACCUGAUCCCAGUCAUCCAGGCCGCUAUCCUGGGCUCGAUUCUUGCGAAUUUGUUGCUUUGCUUGGGGUUGUGCUUCUUCUUUGGAGGUAUCAGACGCCAUGAACAGUCGUUUCAUGAAGCUGUAAGUGAGGUCGGGUCGGGGCUUCUGCUCGUUGCAGGUUUUGGUCUGUUGAUUCCGAGCGCCUUCUACGCGGCCCUAAGCUCGAGUUCAACCAAAGCGAUCAUCACCCAACAAGAUUUGGAUCAUUCCACUUUGGUAAUCAGUCGAUCUACCUCUGUUAUUCUUCUCGUCGCCUUUAUUAUGUUCCUGUUCUAUAAUCUGCAUAGUCAUCACAGUAUUUUCGAUGAGGUCCUUGAGAAUGACGAGCAGCGCGACGAGGAUCGAGAGGAAGAAUUGCAGCGCACGAAGCUCACUCUGACCGAGUGUCUAGUGGCUAUAGCAUUUUCACUCACGUUCGUAUGCAUGUCAGCAGUCUUCUUGGUCGAAGAAAUCGAGUACGUUGUUGAAACAGGGGUUUCUGAUAACUUUAUGGGUCUGAUCUUGGUUCCUCUGGUCGAGAAAGCAGCAGAGCAUCUGACCGCUAUCGACGAAGCCUGGGACAAUCAAAUCAAUUUCGCACUCUUCCACUGCCUCGGCCCUUCAAUCCAGACAGCUUUGUUGAACGCGCCACUGGCAGUCAUUGUGGGCUGGUGCCUUGACAAAGACAUGGGCCUCAACUUCGAAAUCUUUAUGAUCGUCCUCGUCGUCCUGUCAAUCUUGGUGGUUGGAAAUUUCUUGCGCGACGGAAAGUCCAACUACCUUGAGGGAGGUCUCUGCGUGCUUGUGUAUGUCAUUAUUGCUGUUACAACUUGGUACUAUCCCAAGGUGGAAGGCGAGUCGGGCGGCCACUCGGGCAAUCAUGCCGAAUAAUUUACUCAGUCGCGGACAUCUUUCUGGCAUCUGUUUCAUUGUUUUUUUAGAUGAUAUACCGUUUUGAAUAAAUAUGUUUUAGCAGAUGAGCAUGAUUGGAGUUGCGGGAUUGUAAUAGAUACUUUUAAAGCUUUAGAUUACCCAACUGAUUGUUGG